This is a messenger RNA of Pimephales promelas (fathead minnow), 2705 nucleotides long. RefSeq names its product HMG box domain containing 4b (gene hmgxb4b). The record is from RefSeq and is a predicted model, not a curated record. Lineage: Eukaryota; Metazoa; Chordata; Actinopteri; Cypriniformes; Leuciscidae.
UACUCAAAGUAAACAGUCAUUAUAAAGUGUUAUAUUUAUUUGAUUAACUGAUGUCUAUUCUUACACGUCCAUUAUAUUUUCACUGAAAGUCCAAGUUUUAGUUAGACUUCUGGGCUGUGUUUGGACGUCUAUUAGACGUCUUUUGAGCGCAAAAUUGCUUGCUGAGCUACAGGUGUUCACGUGACAUUGGGAUAUAUGGGAUUGUCUGUUCUCUGAAUGUGAUCAGUAAAGUUUAGUGGUGGAAAAAAAAGAAUAGUUCACUGGUUAGCUCUAAAAAACCUUAUAAUAUAAGCUCAAGAGUCCGAAUAAUGCGCGUCUGUUAUGAAGACCAUCUUACAUAAGAGCUGCAGGAUAAUAAAGUCGCGUGAUUUAUUAUUAUUGGCUGUGAUUUGUCGAGUAGCGAUAAGAAACGCAGCAGUAAUCUGGAGCCCGAUGUUGAAACCGUGAGUCAGCAUGAACGCGCUAACCAUGAGCGAGCGGAGAGAGAGGGAGCGCGCUUAACAUGAGCGAGCAGAACGGUUAAACGUGACUCGACACAAUCCAGAACUCUGAACCCGAGACUUGCUCUUUUUUACAGUUUGUGAUUUCAACACUUCGGGGUGAUUCAUUAUGUAAACAUUAUACUCACACACAUAUAGUUCACAGGGAAUGUUUUGAUACUCAGAAUGAAACCUGUCUGAUUCAGUCUGUGCGCGUGAUCAAAUAACGAUCAGUUCAGAUCUCUCGCCUUUUCCAGUCGGGGUUGUUUGGACUCAAACAGCAGGGAUAUUAUAAUCUAUAUGCCAAAAUACAGUCACAUUCAUAUUUAGAAUAGAUGGAGAUAUACGAGUACUCUUUGUCAGUCAGCUCACCGAGAUGAGAUUCACGCUCGACUCGUUCCUCCUGUCCGCUAGAGGCGCCCGAGUGCAUGAUGACGCCACACUCUCGAACCGUCGCGAGAGAAACUGACCGCGCAGCGCGGAGCCAAGAUGGCGACAGGAGACGCAUGAAAUUUGAUGAAGAUGGAGGGUGAGGUGAGUCUGGUCGCCGGCCGCAGUCAGAGAGAAAAAAGAAGAUCCUACAAAGAUCUGCUGAGAGAAGAAGAGAUCAUCGACGCAGAGGUUCGAAAGACCUCCAAGAAACGGCUGAAGGACGCUGAUGACUUUUACCCUGCCAGCGACUUUCACAAGAAAAAGAAGCAUUAUGAGGAUCAUUUCUACAGAGAUCAUCACAGCUCCGGUUCUCACCACAAAAAGAAGAAGCGUCCCUCGGAGAGCCAGCGCUCGCUCCUGACGGCCGUGGAGCCGGCCGGGUCACCUCAGACAGCCAUGGGUCUCCUGCAGGCCAUCACCUCUCCCACAGCGGUGGGCACAGAGACGCUGUUCCCCUCGUCAAAGGAGCGCAGGAAGGACAUCAGAGACUCCGCCCCCUGCAGGAAGGACAUCAGAGACUCCGCCCCCUCCUGCAGGAAGGACCCCCGAGACUCCGCCUCCUCCAGGAAGCAGCCACAUGUGGUGCGGGAGGGGCUUCCUGUGGUGGGCCAGGAGGUGGAGCUAGAAGGGUGUCACGACGGCGCCGACAGCAGCGGCUCGUCCUCCGCUGACGACAGUGAAGGAGGGAAACUCCUGAUCCACGAUUCCUCGUCUCAACACGGCAGCAGGAAGAAGAAGAAGAGCAAAAAGAGCAAGAAGAAGAAAGAGCGAGACCGGCCGCGUGAGAAGAAGCACAGCAGUAAAUCAGCCAAGAGAAUAACAGCAGCCAAUGGCAGCACAGAAUGGAGCGCGUUCACUACAGGUCAUCACAGCCACGAGGAGAAGAGGAGGAAGAGUAAGGAAGGAGGCAAACGCAAGAGCAAAGACAAGAAGAAGAAGGUCUUGACGGCGUAUCAGAUCUUUUAUAAGGAGUACAGAAACAGCAUUCUGGAGGAAGAGCCGGGCCUCGAUUUUGGGGACUUGAGCAAAAGACUCGCUGAUGCCUGGAAGCAGCUGCCCGAGGGAGACAAACAGGUGUGGCGGGAGAGAUCGGAGUACCUGCAGCGCAAGCAGAAGGAGAGCGUCAAACACGUCAAGCACGUCAAACAGCAGCAAGCGCCGCGGCCGCUCAAAGACAGCAGCAGGGUCAAAGGUCCUCCGCCGUGUGCAGUGGCUCCAGCCGGAGGAGUCGUCGUGUUGAAGAGACCCGAAGUGCCGGUGACCCCCGUCCAGAACGGGACGGCAAACGCUCCCGCUUUCUCUCCGCUCAGAGACCCGGACGUGGACCCGAUCGAUGCGGCUGCUCACCUGCAGCUCCUGGGGGAGUCUCUGUCUCUGAUCGGGCGCCGGCUGCAGGAGACUGAGGGCAUGGUGACGGUGUCGGGUUCUCUGUCGGUUCUCCUGGACUCGGUGUUGUGUGCUCUGGGUCCGCUGGCCUGCCUCACCACUCAGGUCCCAGAACUCAAUGGCUGCCCACAUCACGUGCUGUCGAACACUCUGGAUAACAUCGCCUACGUGAUGCCGGGUUUAUGAGGGACUCGGACCUCCGGCGGCGUCUCCACCUGAAACCAUCGACAAAAGACUUUAAGACUUGCACAGUUUUGCACUGGACAAACUCACAGACACUUCAACUUUUAACCUGCUUCUUAAACCUGCGCUCAAUUUUUUUUUAUCUGAUCUGAUCUGAUGUUAAUUUUGUAUUUCUGUUGUUUUUCUCAAUCUCUCAAUAAAAUCCAUUUUAGUAUGUUCUUUUAA